AUGCAGCCAUUCGUCACAGGGCAUGAAGAGCUAAUCCACGAUAUCAAGUAUGACUUUUAUGGCAAACAUAUAGCUACAGCAUCGUCAGACCAGCAUAUAAAAGUGUUUGAUUUUGAUGCAUCAACUACGUCGUGGAUCUUGAAUGAUCUGUGGAAAGCUCACGAUUCACUGGUUUUGAGAGUGUCUUGGGCCCAUCCGGAGUUUUCGAGCUCUAAAAUAUUGGCAUCCUGCUCGUUUGAUAGAACAGUGAAAAUAUGGGAGGAGCAGCCCAUGGAGUUGCAUGGUUCCGGUCGAAGAUGGAUGAGGUUGGCUACUCUUGCAAUUGAGUCGUAUGGUCCGAUUUAUGAUGUUAAGUUUGCUCCAAAUCAUUUGGGCUUGAAGUUGGGAUGUAUAGGAAGUGAUGGAAUUUUCCGCAUCUACGAAUCCUUGGAGCCCAAUGACUUGACUGAUUGGGCACUUACAACGGAAAUACCGAUACUCAGUCAGCUGCUACCUGCGAAAAGCUUGCAGAGUAGCUUCUCUAUUGAGUGGUGUCCAUCGAAAUUUACAAGGACUGAAAAGUUCAUUGUUGUUGCAUUAGAUCAAGGCUUCGUAUAUACAAGCGUACCAAGAGAUACCGAUGCUGGAGAAGAUGGCGGGCACGAAAAUUAUGUCAAGAUGUGUGACUUGCCAGAACACAAUGGACUAAUAAGAUCGGUGAGUUGGGCUCCCUCCAUGGGAAGAAGUUACCAUUUGAUUGCUACAGGUUGUAAAGAUGGUUACGUACGCAUUUUCAAGGCUACAGAAACUCCCGCGGGAGACUUUGAAAUCGAGGUUCUAGCAAAAAUGAACGAUCACCAAUGUGAAGUGUGGAGAGUUAAUUGGAACACGACAGGGACUAUAUUGUCAUCUGCUGGUGAUGAUGGGAAAUUGAGGCUAUGGAAAUGCAACUACUUAAGUGAGUGGAAGUAUAAGUAA
Molecule: messenger RNA, 957 nt
Organism: Lodderomyces theae
Lineage: Eukaryota; Fungi; Ascomycota; Pichiomycetes; Serinales; Debaryomycetaceae
Gene: SEH1
Product: Seh1p
Exons: 2
Coding region: 1-957 (318 amino acids)
Biological process (GO): positive regulation of TORC1 signaling; cellular response to amino acid starvation
Cellular component (GO): Seh1-associated complex; nuclear pore outer ring
Molecular function (GO): protein binding; structural molecule activity
Source: RefSeq, a predicted model, not a curated record